Molecule: messenger RNA, 1281 nt
Organism: Pterocles gutturalis (yellow-throated sandgrouse)
Lineage: Eukaryota; Metazoa; Chordata; Aves; Pterocliformes; Pteroclidae
Gene: PLEKHS1
Product: pleckstrin homology domain containing, family S member 1
Exons: 12
Coding region: 1-1281 (426 amino acids)
Source: RefSeq, a predicted model, not a curated record
AUGGCUUCUACAAGUAAAAGAAAUUCUGCAGUGAGAAAUCCAAAUACAUUUUGCCCUGAAGGUGAAGUCUGCAAGCACGGAUUCCUCAUCAAAUCACCACCUCUUCAACUUUUUGGUUCACAGAAUUCCUGGAAACGGCGCUUUUUCAUCCUGUCCAAAUCCAGCAAGGGCAAUUACAUCCUGAAGUAUCUCAAAGGCCAGAACACAAAAGGCUCCAUAGCCGUUGAUCAAAUCAUAAAUAUCGAAGUUGGCAUAAGCAAUUCUGAAGUUAUGGAAACGGUGAGGAAGAUGUUUAAAUGCCUUCCCGAACAGGUGAUGUCCAUCCGUACUGGAAACAGAUGUUACUACCUCAUUGGGAGCAGCAGGCAGGAAACAGAGGACUGGGUCACUGUGAUAUCUUCAGUCUGCAGGGAGACAACGAGAGGUGGAUGCUGCCCUCAGAACGAUGAUCUUCCAAAUCCAGAAGUCAGAAGCCGGCCCUCCUCUUUGCCAGUAUUGUUAAAUUCUAUAGAUAGGACCAGCUUCCCAGAAAGGCAAAGCCACCAGGAGGAUAAAAACCUGGGAAAGAAGCUGUCAUCAGAUACAGAUGAAGACAUCAAAAAGGAUGAAGAAGACUAUUACCAAACUCCCAGCAGUAUUUUAGCAAAGUGCACUGCUGAAGUAUCAGCGCCCAACCUUACAGCUGAGUCUGAUGUCCCUGUGCAAGAGAAGCCAGUACAGAAGAAUCUGGUAAAGGAGAACAUUUAUAUGUCAAUGAAAUCACUUAGGUUGCAGGAUGAGAGUUCCCAGCUCACGUGCAGAAAUGAUGAGCUCCUGUCUCCGCCCAAACACCAAGACAACGGUGCAUGUCCAGGAGACUUGGAAGCAAACAGAGACCUAAACCUCCCAGAAAGUAGCACCAGUCAGCAUCCAGCACUUCAGAGAAGGCAAAAUUCAUUAUCACUUUCGGUGGUUCAGUUGUCUAUACUGCUCAGUCAAGUUACAGAUGAGACCCAGCUGGAGAAGUUGGAUAUUUUCAUCCCCCUAGCUGAUAUUUACAGUUACCUAAAACUUACCGAAGCAGCAGGACAAAUAUGUGUCUCACACUGGAGUGGUCCUUGCCGUCUGGGAUGUUUGUUCAAUCAUGGAGACCAUAUAGUGGCUGUGAAUGAUCUGCAACCCCAGGAUGUGGAGGAGGCUUACUUCUUCAUCAGCAGGUCCACAAGAAAGGAGGUGAAGCUUACUGUAUGUAGGAUUCCACAUUCAGAUAUUUUCCAUGUUAAAGGCUGCUCAUGUUCCUGA